Messenger RNA from Cylas formicarius (sweet potato weevil), 2231 nucleotides. RefSeq lists its product as uncharacterized. Bases 168 to 1694 code for a protein of 508 amino acids. Gene Ontology annotation, biological process: double-strand break repair via nonhomologous end joining; cellular response to X-ray; cellular response to gamma radiation. The record is from RefSeq and is a predicted model, not a curated record. The transcript is spliced from 4 exons. Gene Ontology annotation, molecular function: telomeric repeat DNA binding; double-stranded DNA binding. Gene Ontology annotation, cellular component: Ku70:Ku80 complex. NCBI's taxonomy places the organism in Eukaryota, Metazoa, Arthropoda, Insecta, Coleoptera, Brentidae.
UUAACAUCUUUGUUGCUAUUGUAUUGUGAAGUAAGGUUAUUAAAUCUAAAUUCCGGGUCAAAUGUGGCAGAAAUGAAAGCCAAUUAAUAGAUUAAUUGGUGGGAUUUAUAUAUACAUGUCUCGCGUCGAGGGUACUUAGUCAUUUGAAUAUCUUGUGUGACUAAAAAAUGCCGCCCAGCGCGAAAGACGCGUUUGUAAUUCUAUUUGAUGUUAAUACCAAAUGCAAAAGCGAAGCCCUGUCAGUGCUAUCUCACAUUUUGUUUCUAAAAGAGUUAUCAGCCUCGAAGGAUUUGCCCAAAGUAUUUCUUUUGAACACAAGUACAACUGAGAACAAGCAAGGAUUUGAAGGCAUCGCCUAUCUGGAUCUACAAGAAUUAAAAACUACCAUUGUUUUGCAAGAAAUAUCAAGUUACGGAAUCGGCAAAAGUAAUUGGCUUGAAGCAUUCGAACUUGGUAUUGGUGUUUUAAAAGAAUGCUAUUUAACAAAUCAAUUUGUGACUCUGCAACUUCUAUUGAUUACCGACUUCAGUUCAGCUACCGAUCAAUUGUUAAAUGUGUCCAAAAAUGUUAUAGAAGAUAUAAAUUACUAUGACAUAUUUUUAUAUAUUGUAGGCCCAGAUGUAGGCCCAUUAAGUACUAUAAUUUCUCAAAAAGAUAUAAUCAAUUGGAAAAACACAAUGGUUGGUCACUCAAGUGAUUCAAAAUUUGCGGCAGUUGCUAAUCUAAUCAAAAGAACACAUCACUCACUGAUGUGCGACUACAAAUGUGGUGUGCAUUUAUUCAAUUCCUUCAAGUAUCAGAUGGGCAUGCAACCAUGGACAAUUCCAUUAAGUAUGGGAAGUUGCCUCGAGUUGCCGGUCCAUACUUUAAGGAUAAUCAAAGAAGAACCUCCAUUCAAAUUAUUGUCAGAAGCAAAGAAAGUUUCGGGUAUUGUAAAAUGGGUUUAUGCAGAUGAUGAGGAAACACAAGUUAAUUAUGAAGAUACUGUUGGUGGAUUAAUCAGACAUGGAAAAUUUGUGCAAAUUGAAACAGAUGAUAUGUUUAAAGUACAUGAACCGAGAAGUUUUUCAAUUGUGGGAUUUACGAGUAAAAAGAAUAUUCCAGAGUGUUUGUUCCAAACAGACAGUUCCUAUUUAGUGUUGCCCAAUAUGCGGGAUCCUGAUGGGUUUUCGGAAAUCUUCUUCUGUUUGGUAGAUGUCUUAUCAUCAGCUAAUAAGUAUGCCAUUGCCCGAAGAGUGUACAAUGCUAACAACAAUCCAAAGUUCGUGGCUCUUAUUCCAGAGACAUUUGAAAAUGUGAAGGGUUUUAUUAUGUUCGAGUUGCCUUAUGCGGAAGAUGUUGCUUACAACUACUACGAAAAGGAUGAGGCAACUGCCAAAUUAAUUAAACAGGACAAAGAAAUAUGUGAAUUCCUGGAAGGAAUGGAUAUUACCAAACAACACUGCAAAAUGGUCAUACCAUUAGGACCAAGUAUGAUGGUUGAUCCCAGUUGUAUUGAUAUUCUUAGGAAGGUCGAAAGUAAACUCUUGGAAAGGCCCUCACAGUUUUUGAAAAUUGAACCAACUUCUCUGGACACGCAGAUGAGCGAGGCCUUAUUGUCUUGUUGGCCGCAACGGGAAAAGGUUGAGUUGAAAAAAGAAGAAAUUGAUAUGGGCGACGAUUUUGAUGAAAUUGGCGAUUUUUCAUUCGAGUAAAUUUGUUUAUAACUCACCAAUUAACAUCACAGUGUGACAAAUUAUAAAUUCGCUUGACCGUUACUUGCUUACUCGAAACGAGAGCGUGGAAUUUUGUAGGUGUAACCAAUUGUUUUAUGUUGCCGCGCUUCUUGUUCAUAGCUUGGAGGCGUAGAAGUAAAUUAUUGUUUACCUUUAAGAAUUAUAACUUAUUUAAAUUAAAUCUCUAUCUGUAAAAUAUAGAUAGUUUAGAAAAAGGACCUUUGUUUUUGUCUAACAUAAACAGCAACAAAUAAACUCAAUUUCAGUUUCAGUUUAUUCCAUAAAAUAAGAAUAUUAAAAAGCUUUUGAAUUUUGGGAAUGAACUUACAUCCGAAAAAGUGUUAUACUACAUUUUCAUCUUAAAAUUGGACCAAUUUUAGCUAAUUAGUUACCUGAAUUUGGAUUAGGAUUUAGCUUUAGGACCCGCAACCACCCGUGCACCCGUGAUAUAUUCUAACAAGGGUAUGGACGCCAUCCCGAGUCACUAUUCUGGAAUUUUAGGGAAUAUCCUGUUUC